This is a messenger RNA of Ananas comosus (pineapple), 932 nucleotides long. RefSeq lists its product as uncharacterized. The coding region runs from base 258 to 680 and encodes 140 amino acids. Lineage: Eukaryota; Viridiplantae; Streptophyta; Magnoliopsida; Poales; Bromeliaceae. The transcript has a single exon. The record is from RefSeq and is a predicted model, not a curated record.
GUACUUAUAAAGAUGACUAUUUUUAUAUAUUAUUAAUAUGUUGGUAUUUUUAUGUAUGAAUAGAUUUACCACUGUUACUGUAUCAAAACCCAUUAUUAUCUCUUAUUCCAAAGAAUUUUCCUUUCCUGGUGUUUUACGACACGGAUAUAAAUAUUCUGCUAUAAAUGAGGAGAGAGGGGGGUGAAGUGGUCCGUCCAUGUUGGGGUUGUGGGGGUUGAAAAAGAAACGAGGGGGGAGUGGGGCGGGGGAGUUAUGGCAUGGGAGGAGGGGAGAGCAUUAGCAGCAAUAAAGGCAGGAGCUUUGGGAUGGGGUGGUGGUGGUGGCGGCGACGGAGGAUGUCUCCGGCGAGCGGCGGAGGGAGGCGGCGGAGGAGGGCGGCGGCGGCGGCGUCGGCGGCGGUGAUCUGCUGCUCCCCGGUGCUCCUACCGCUCCUCUGCCUCUGCCUCCCCUUCCUCUGCGUCGCCGCCGCGUGCCUCCGCGUGGGGCGGCCGGCGGCGGCGGCGGAGGAGAGCGGCGGCGGCGGCGGCGGCGCCUUUUUGGGGCGGUGCGAGGAAGGGGAGGGGGAGGAGGAGGAGGGGCGGCUGCUGCAGAGGUACUUGGAGGACCAGCUAGGGCUCGUCGGGGCCCUGUGGGAUUGCGACGAGAGCGCGGGAGUAGUAGGAGGAGGAGAUCGUUUUUAGAGAGAGAGAGAGGAGGAAUCGGAGAUAAGAGUUCGCGAAGUGAAUUACGUUUUAUCUGUUUAAGUUUUGAUUGUGUUUGAAUGAAUGAUACAGGUAAGAGAGUUUACCAUUUUUCUCUUCUUGUGUUUGUUAAUGGUGGUGAGAGCAGGGCAAGGGAGGAGAAAUAGAGGGUGUAAGUGAAUAAAUUAAUUGGACUUAAAAACGGAUUUCCCACAAAACAUGUGAAAAGAAGCUUCCUAGCCAAUUGAUGAA